AUGGCAACGCCCUUGCAUAUCAAGCGCAUGACUCGAGAGCGGACAAAUCUCGAAAAAGAAAACCCCGACUACUUUGUCCGCUUCGAGGACGACAACCUGCUCAAGUUCGAGGCCUACGUCUUGGCUCCAGAAGACUCCCUCUACCAACACAAACUGAUCAAGCUUCACUUUGAGAUCCCAACCAACUACCCCAUGGCAAGUGCUACUUACUCCAGGUUCUCAUGGAAUAUCAUAAAGCUAACAAAGACUCAAGGUACCACCCAAAGUCACAUUUGUCCAGCAUACUGGCGGAAGGAUACACCCAAACCUCUAUGUCGAAGGCAAAGUAAGCCCCCCUACAAGUCACUGUUUGUUUUCCUCAUCACCAUCAGAUCCCUCCUAGACAACGAGCCCUACAAGCACGAGCCCGGGCAGCGGAACCACGCAGAGUACAACAAGUACGUCGAGUACACGACGUGGCGCAGUCUCCUGCUCGACUACCUGCGCAACGAGAUCGCAGAGUCGGCGAAGGCCUUCCUGCAGAAGCACGUGCGGGAACGGGGGCCCAGGAUGAUCCAGGAGCUCCGGCGGCAGCAGACUGCAAACGCGCGCGCGAAGCACUUCACCUCGCCCUAUGGUGUAAGGUCAGGCAAAUCGACGGUGGAUUCGGAUUACGCGGGUCUUAUCCGGGAUCUGACAGAUGCUGUCUCGCGCACCACUGCCGACGUCACGCCUACCGCCGCCGCCGAUGUCUUGCCCGAACAGCCGUCAUCAGGGGGUGUGUUGAAGAGGCUCUGGGGUGCUGGCCAGGCCAUUAUGGGCGGCCCUAAUGAGCCGAAGGCCGCGGAUGGUCACCAGCAGAAGCGGGUCAAGACGAGCCCUCCGGAGAAUGUCGUUGACCUCGGGGAUGACAGUGCGGAUAAGGUGGUCCUAUUACCUCGGGAUCCAAAGAAGCCCGCGGAUGUUCACCAGCAGAAGCGGAUCAAGACGAGCUCUCCGGAUAAUGUCGUCGAGCUCGAGGAUAGCAGUGAGGAUAGGGUGAUUCUGUCACCUCGGGGUCCCAAGAAGUCGGCUGUGGCCAAGACCGCCGCUAGGAAGGAACCUACCAAACCUAUUGAGGUCAUUGACCUGACAUGA
Molecule: messenger RNA, 1116 nt
Organism: Anthostomella pinea
Lineage: Eukaryota; Fungi; Ascomycota; Sordariomycetes; Xylariales; Xylariaceae
Source: the annotation of a GenBank genome assembly